This is a messenger RNA of Suricata suricatta (meerkat), 2273 nucleotides long. It is a transcript of the gene TROAP, whose product is annotated as trophinin associated protein. Lineage: Eukaryota; Metazoa; Chordata; Mammalia; Carnivora; Herpestidae. The coding region runs from base 74 to 2194 and encodes 706 amino acids. The record is from RefSeq and is a predicted model, not a curated record. The transcript is spliced from 15 exons.
CAGCAGCAGAAGCCAGUCCGGAAAAAGCAGAGGAAGUGUGGGUGAGCCAGAGUGGUUCCGAGUUGUAGCCAUCAUGACCACUCUCCAAGCCACGAAGGAUCCUCUCCUCAGGGGUGUAUCUCCUACCCCCAGCAAGAUUCCCAUACGCUCUCAGAGACGCCCCCCUCUAUCCACAGUCAAACGCUGCGUCCGGGACCAGGAGAACCAAGAUCCAAAGGGACUGGUGCAAAAGCUCAGUAUUCAACAUCCCGUCGACUCAGCAGGCCCCACGCCAAAAGUCACACAUCAAACGGAGAAAUCAGAAAAAUCACUGGGGAGCACUCAGCUCCGGAACCCCUUGGAGGAACUGAAGCCUAGCCCUGGGGGACAAAAUGUGGGGCCUAGGCCCCCUCCCCAGACAGAGGCUCCAGGGACCAUAGAGUUUGUGGCUGACCCUGCAGCCCUGGCCACCAUCUUGUCAGGUGAGGGGGUGAAGAGCUGUCGCCUGGGGCGCCAGCCCAGUCUGGCUCAGAGAGUACUGGUUCGAGGGAGCCAGGGAGGCACCACCCGUAGGGGCCAGGGUGCCCGUGCCUCUGCAUAUUUAGCCCCUAGAACUCCCACCCACCGACCGGACCCUGCCAGGGCUUCCUGCUUCUCGAGGCUAGAGGGACCAGGACCCCGAGGCCGGACCUUGUGUCCCCAGAGGCUAGAGGCUCUGAUUCCACCUUCAGGACCUUCCUCUCACCCUUCUGCUCACCCCAGUUUCCAGGAGCUAAGAAGAGGGACAGGUGGCAGCAGCCGGACUUCAGUGAACCAGACCUCAGGAUUACUCCUGGAGACAUCAGUCCCGCCUGCUCCCUCUCUCCCUGAAGGAGAACAUGAAGUUGUUACUCACUCUGAUGAAGGAGGAGGGCCCCCCCUAGGUCUGGCCCAGCGGGUACCAUUAAGAGGGAUAACCCACACCAGGGACGGCCGCGCCUCCCACCUGAUACCCUCCCCUGGCCGUGUGGUGCCGCCUUCCAUCGCCCACCCAUCACCCUUCGGAAGGGCUCAGCGCGUACCCUCGCCUGGCACCUCAGCUCCCACCUCGUAUUCAGUUUUGCGGCGUCUUGCCAUUCGCCCCAAAACCCAGUUCACACCCACUCUAUCAGCCCCCAGAGUUCAGCAGGCCAGGUGUUUGAGCGGCCUCUCCCCUCAGCCUUGCCCUGAAGAGCCUGCCCUGCCCUGGGAGCAAAUUGCAGUCCGGUUAUUUGACCAGGAGAGUUGUGUGAGUUUGCACGAGGGUCCUGGGAAACCCACUGUGGCAACUCCUCAUGGACCCCACCCUGGCACAACCCCCAAGCUCCAGGAGCUGAAGAUGCAGCGCAUCAGUAUCCUGCAGCAGCUGUUGCGACGGGAGGUAGAAGGGCUCGCAGGGGACAAGUGUGUCCCCCUAAAUGGAGGCUCUGCUCUGGAUAUGGUUGAACUUCAGCCCCUGCUGGCUGAGAUUUCUAGAACUCCAAAUGCCCCGGAGCAGAAUUCAGGGGCCUUACCCCUUCCUGGACUGUUAGAGGACCCUGUGCUACCAAAGCCCUGCCUCCCAGAGGAGCGAGUGGAGCCACAGUUCUGCACAGGAGCAAAGCUGGAGAUAGCUCAGCCUCCAGAGCCCAGCGAUAGCAGGGAGCCUGGGAUACCAGAACCCUCUGUCCAGGAACAGCCUGAGGUAUCAGAGCCCUGCCCUCCAGGAGAGCCUCGACCCCUUCCGGCAGACCCCCAAGGGCAGACUGGACUCCUAGAGCCCUCCCCUAGGAUAGAGCCUGGGGCAUCAGAGGCCUGCUCCCUGGAACCUACAAGUCCAGAGUCCAGCCCACAGCCCUGCUGCCGUCAGUGGGCUCCAGCGACCACCUGCCUGAUCUUCUCCUCCCAACGCCCACUCUGUGCCAGCCCCCCCAUUCACUCACUCCGAUCACUGAGGCCCCCAACAGGCCAGGCAGGCCCCAGCAACCUGGCCCCUAGAACCAUGGCUCUGAGGCAGCGCCUCAAAGCAUGUUUGACUGCCAUCCACUGCUUCCAUGAGGCCCGCCUGGAUGACGAGUGUGCCUUCUACACCAGCCGAGCCCCACCGUCAGGCCCCACCCGGGUCUGCACCAACCCUGUGGCCACGUUACUUGAAUGGCAGGACGCCUUGUGUUUUAUUCCAGUUGGUUCUGCGGCCCCACAGGACUCUCCAUCAUGAUACAUCCACAUCCUGCCCUGCCUUGCUCCUUCCUUUUAGCCCUUAUUUAUUAUCCUUCAAUAAAGUAUUUUAAAAAAAA